This is a messenger RNA of Dissoconium aciculare CBS 342.82, 1865 nucleotides long. RefSeq names its product mitochondrial matrix Mmp37. Gene Ontology annotation, molecular function: phosphatidate cytidylyltransferase activity. Gene Ontology annotation, cellular component: mitochondrion. The record is from RefSeq and is a predicted model, not a curated record. The transcript is spliced from 2 exons. The coding region runs from base 177 to 1865 and encodes 562 amino acids. NCBI's taxonomy places the organism in Eukaryota, Fungi, Ascomycota, Dothideomycetes, Mycosphaerellales, Dissoconiaceae. Gene Ontology annotation, biological process: CDP-diacylglycerol biosynthetic process; cardiolipin biosynthetic process.
GCGCCAUUUCUGCAUUGUAGCAAAUCACUCCUUUAACCACACUCGAAACCUGUGCAGCGCUGAUACAAUACUCCAACUGACGACACUCCCUCAACCAAUCAUGGCGACCAAAUACACCUAACAUUGAUCGCUCCUAACCUCGCUUGAUGUCCCGGACCUAAAACACAAACGCAACGAUGUCAUUACCCAGGCUGGCUGCCUCGUCAAUCUUCCAUUCUCUAGUGGGCGCCAAUUCUUUUCUUCUCGGACAAGCGGCCUGGCACUACCGACCAUCGGUGCUCCGCGGUCUGACGGAGUCUGAGCUGCGUCGCCAACAGUCUCGACACGAGCAUACAUCUACCAGAUCUUAUUCCCAUUCGUCACCGUCUGAAUCUCCUUCCUCCGUAGGAAAACCACACGGAAGCUCAACUUGGCAUGAGAAACGCACCUCCGUAAAUUCCGCUUCGUCGCAGUCCACAGAAUCUAAAGCAUCCCCGAGCGACGAUGUUGCUCAACACUCUUUACCUGUAGAUUGGGAAGAUGACACAGAUUACAAUAUUAGCAGUUUCAAAGAUCUGCCUCAUCGAUUCUUCGGUCACAACCAACACAUACGGAUAAACGAGGAUUUCAAAGAGUCGUUGAGACAAGUUCUCUGGCAAUUCAAGGCACCCAUUCGCUACGCCUUCGCCUAUGGCUCUGGAGUGUUUGGGCAGAAGUCUUCGGGCGGCAACACUGCUGAUGCGUUGAGUCCCCAUCCAAACCCCCCUAAAGCUGUUCAAGAAUGGCAGAAAGGAGGAGCCAAGGUCAUCGACUUCGUUUUCGGAGUGAGCCACACCCAACACUGGCAUAGUCUGAAUUUAGCCCAACACCCAGACCAUUACUCUGGUUUGAAGUGGUUGCCCAACAGUUCAGCAAUAGUGUCGCACAUGCAGGAUGACUGGGGAGCUGGCCUGUACUACAACCCUUACAUCACCGUAAACGGCAUCAUGAUCAAAUAUGGUGUUGUGAACCUGGACACCUUAGCCCGCGAUUUGAGUGAAUGGGAUACCCUGUACCUUGCUGGACGUCUGCAGAAGCCCGUCAAGAUUUUGAGGGACGAUCCUCGAAUUCGACUAGCAAAUCAGGUCAAUUUGAUCUCAGCCCUCCGGACUGCGCUUCUCAUGCUUCCAGAGUACUUCACAGAGCGGCAAUUGUACGAGCGUAUCGCCGGUCUUUCAUACCUUGGAGAUCCUAGAAUGAGCUCUCUACUCGCGUCUGAGAGCCCGAACAAGGUUUCGAAUAUCGUCGGGGCGCAGCUUCCAGGCUUUCGUCAGCUUUACGUCCCACUAAUCGACAACAUGCCCAACAUCAGCUUCAACGAUUCCCGCACUCCUGAUUAUCAUUCGUGGGAGAAAGAGGACGCCAUUAGGCACACUGGCACCAAUCACAAACUAGACAAUGUUCUUGGUGGAGAGGAAGGUUUAAAGCUCAGUCAAGACAUGGAUCCGAUCAAGCGUGGUAACAUGGUGAGACGCUUGCCGAAGGCCUUCAGACGAAAGCUUUACUACCAAUACAAGCAAAAAUUCCAAAUCCCAGGAAGCGCAUUUUCCGACAUUUUGCAGGAGUCGCAGGACGACGAUCCCACAGGUUUCGGGCGGCGUGAGGGCGGCGACUUCGAGCGACGAAUUGCCCAGGACGACAAUCUGCCGCACGAGAUGGCCCGAGGGGUACGAUCAACGGUCUCAUGGCCUGCGUCGAUGCAGACUAUCAAGGGUGUUUUCACAUCAGGAGUGGGCAGGUCCUGGAAAUAUGUGCAGGAGAAACGGUCGAAAGGUCGGGCAAAGCCGUCCAACGCUGAUGACGGUCGAGCAGGGAUGGAAAGUGAAGCCUCGAAGAAGGCUGAGUAG